AACACUAUUUUGCGUUUCCCGCCAUUUCCCGCGAAAAGAAGCGAGUAAAAAAAAUCAAAUUUAAUUUCCACAGUGACAUAGAUCGUGCAAUGCGAGAGUUGUGAAUCGUUGUUGCAGAGAAAAAUAUGGAGGGAACCGCAACAGGGUGUUACAAGUGCGGCAGACCUGGUCACUGGUCACGGGAUUGCCCUUUCUCCGCUCCCAAUUCCAAUCCUAACCCUAACCCUAACCCUAACCCCGCCACCACUCCCAAUCCAAAUACUCCAAAUCCUUCUUCCUCUUCUUUCAAGCCCAGAUUCGCCGCCGAAAAGCCCAAGAAACUCCCCCGAACAAAGCCCAAGCUCACACCGGAGCUUCUUCUCUCCGACGAGGGUCUCGGUUACGUCCUCCGCUACUUCCCUCGCGAGUUCAAAUACCGUGGUGGUGGCCACGAGGUUCGCGAUUUGGGUAACCUGCUUCGUCUGUACACCGAAUGGCACUCUCGCUUGCUCCCUUAUUACUCUUUCAAUCAGUUUGUUCACAAAGUGGAGAAAGUUGCUGCUACAAGGCGUGUAAAGACUUGCCUUAGAGAAUUGAGAGAAAGAGUUGCAAGUGGUGGAGAUCCAACAAAACUGCGUGAACCACCUGUUGUGCAUGACAUUCCAUCUGAUGAGCACGGAUAUGUUGUAUCUGCAGAAGAUGGGGGAGCAACUCAUCAAGAGACAGAUGUGUUUGCAGAAUCCGAAAAUGUUAAUGACAUUCAAGAAGACAUGCUUAAUGAUAUAUAUGAUAAAGCUACUGAAGAACAUGCUCAGUCCAUGCACAAUGUUAUUGGUACUAACAAGGCUUCAGAAAGUAUCGCAGCUGAAAAGACAUCAGAGGAAGUUCAAUAUAAUGGAUCCAGCCAGUCUGGCAAAGCUGAGAUAACAGAAGAGCAGAGGGCUCGUAUGGAAGCAAAUAGGUUGAAGGCACUAGAAAGGCGAGCUGAGAUAACAGAAGAGCAGAGAGCUCGUAUGGAAGCCAAUAGGUUAAAGGCACUAGAAAGGCGUGCUGCCUUAUCACAAGCCUCCUAACUUUGAUCUGAAUUGUAAAUGAAAGCAUUACUUCUUGUUGUCUCACAACUGGUUGAGUUGUCCUUAAGUCCCCUCAUGAAUUAAGUAGUUUACUUUUUAUGGUUUGGUGACUGUUAUUUAGGUGCUUGUGAUUAUGAUGUCAUAACAGUAAAUAAAUUUGUGUCGAUAUUAGCUUCAUGUUUAAGUUUCAAGUGGCGGGCCUAUUUAAUUUGUUUGGGGGCACUUUAACCCUAUUUAAAGUGCAUGACAAUGAUAGUGCAGACACUUCGAAAAUAAGCUGAGAAUUUACUUACAUGUGUGCAUGUUUGAAAAUCUAGUGAAAAAUUACUUAAGGCAAAAGUACUUUUGCCAAA
This is a messenger RNA of Glycine soja, 1405 nucleotides long. Its product is annotated as TIMELESS-interacting protein-like. Bases 126 to 1052 code for a protein of 308 amino acids. Gene Ontology annotation, cellular component: nucleus; replication fork protection complex. Gene Ontology annotation, molecular function: DNA binding; zinc ion binding. The transcript has 5 exons. Lineage: Eukaryota; Viridiplantae; Streptophyta; Magnoliopsida; Fabales; Fabaceae. The record is from RefSeq and is a predicted model, not a curated record. Gene Ontology annotation, biological process: DNA damage response; replication fork arrest; DNA replication checkpoint signaling.